Molecule: messenger RNA, 2783 nt
Organism: Lampris incognitus (smalleye Pacific opah)
Lineage: Eukaryota; Metazoa; Chordata; Actinopteri; Lampriformes; Lampridae
Gene: hsp90ab1
Product: heat shock protein 90, alpha (cytosolic), class B member 1
Exons: 12
Coding region: 154-2316 (720 amino acids)
Biological process (GO): protein stabilization; cellular response to heat; protein folding
Cellular component (GO): plasma membrane; protein-containing complex; perinuclear region of cytoplasm
Molecular function (GO): ATP hydrolysis activity; ATP binding; ATP-dependent protein folding chaperone
Source: RefSeq, a predicted model, not a curated record
CGGAUGGAUAUGCCCGCACGUGUAAAGCGCAUGGCUAUAUAGAGGUCGGUCUUUUAAAAAGAAGUCCCUUUCAAUUUUCCUGCGUCAGAGAGCAGAAGGGACCGUGUGUAUUGGUGGCAUUUUAUUCAAGAUAAAGUCAACGGAACUCACAAGAUGCCUGAAGAAAUGCGCCAAGAGGAGGAGGCUGAGACCUUUGCCUUCCAGGCAGAGAUUGCUCAGCUUAUGUCCCUGAUCAUCAACACCUUCUAUUCCAACAAGGAGAUCUUCCUCAGGGAGCUGAUCUCCAAUGCUUCUGAUGCUUUGGAUAAAAUUCGCUACGAAAGUCUCACUGACCCCACCAAGCUAGACAGUGGGAAGGAGCUGAAGAUUGACAUCAUCCCCAAUGUAGCAGAACGCACCCUGACCCUCAUUGACACUGGAAUCGGCAUGACCAAAGCUGACCUGAUCAACAACCUGGGUACCAUUGCCAAGUCCGGAACCAAGGCCUUCAUGGAGGCGCUUCAGGCAGGAGCUGACAUCUCAAUGAUUGGCCAGUUUGGUGUGGGUUUCUAUUCUGCCUACCUGGUUGCUGAGAAAGUGGUAGUUAUCACUAAGCACAAUGAUGAUGAGCAGUACGCCUGGGAGUCCUCUGCUGGAGGUUCUUUCACAGUCAAGGUUGACAGUGGCGAGCCUAUUGGUCGUGGAACCAAGGUCAUUCUGCACCUCAAGGAGGACCAGACUGAGUACAUUGAAGAGAAGAGGGUCAAGGAGGUUGUCAAGAAGCACUCGCAGUUCAUUGGGUACCCCAUCACCUUGUUUGUGGAGAAGGAGCGCGACAAAGAGAUUAGCGACGACGAGGCAGAGGAGGAGAAAGAGGAAAAAGAGGAUGAGGAGGACAAGCCAAAGAUCGAGGAUGUGGGCUCAGAUGACGAGGAGGACUCCAAAGACAAGGACAAGAAGAAGAAAAAGAAGAUCAAGGAGAAGUACAUUGACCAGGAAGAGUUGAACAAGACCAAGCCUAUCUGGACCAGGAAUCCUGAUGACAUCACCAAUGAGGAGUAUGGAGAGUUCUACAAGAGUCUGACCAAUGACUGGGAGGAUCACCUGGCUGUCAAGCACUUCUCAGUGGAGGGCCAGCUUGAGUUCCGAGCCCUGCUCUUCAUUCCCCGUCGUGCACCUUUUGACCUCUUUGAGAACAAGAAAAAGAAGAACAACAUCAAGCUCUAUGUUAGGAGGGUUUUCAUCAUGGACAGCUGCGAGGAGCUUAUUCCUGAGUACCUAAACUUCGUGCGGGGUGUGGUUGACUCUGAGGACCUUCCCCUCAACAUCUCCAGAGAGAUGCUACAGCAAAGCAAGAUCCUCAAGGUCAUCCGCAAGAACAUUGUCAAGAAAUGUCUGGAACUCUUCGCUGAACUGGCUGAAGACAAGGAGAACUACAAGAAGUUCUAUGACGCCUUCUCCAAGAAUCUCAAGCUGGGUAUCCACGAAGACUCCCAGAACCGCAAGAAGCUGUCUGAGCUACUGCGCUACCACAGUUCCCAGUCUGGUGAUGAGAUGACCUCCCUCACUGAGUACCUCACCCGCAUGAAGGAAAACCAGAAAUCCAUCUACUACAUCACUGGUGAGAGCAAGGACCAGGUGGCCAACUCUGCCUUCGUGGAGCGUGUGCGCAAACGUGGUUUUGAGGUCUUGUACAUGACUGAGCCCAUUGAUGAGUACUGUGUCCAGCAGCUGAAAGAGUUUGAUGGCAAAAACUUGGUCUCUGUCACCAAAGAAGGCCUUGAGCUCCCUGAGGAUGAGGAGGAGAAGAAAAAGAUGGAGGAGGACAAGACCAAGUUUGAAAACCUCUGCAAGCUUAUGAAGGAGAUCCUUGACAAGAAAGUAGAGAAGGUGACUGUGUCCAACAGACUGGUGUCAUCGCCUUGCUGCAUUGUGACAAGUACCUAUGGGUGGACGGCCAACAUGGAGAGGAUCAUGAAGGCCCAGGCACUCAGGGACAACUCCACCAUGGGCUACAUGAUGGCCAAGAAACAUCUGGAGAUCAACCCCGACCACCCCAUUGUGGAAACUCUAAGGCAGAAAGCAGAUGUUGACAAGAAUGACAAGGCCGUGAAAGAUCUGGUCAUCCUUCUGUUUGAAACCGCACUGCUGUCUUCAGGCUUCUCCCUAGAUGAUCCACAGACUCACUCAAACCGCAUCUACAGGAUGAUCAAACUUGGACUGGGUAUUGAUGAUGAUGAUUUGCCCACAGAGGAGCCCGUCUCAGCAACCGCCCCUGAUACAAUUCCGCCACUAGAAGGUGAUGACGAUGCUUCACGCAUGGAGGAAGUGGAUUAAACACAACCUCAGAUCUAACCCAUUUAGCCUCACUUUUUUUUCAACUGUUCAUCUGUAACUAGGGAAACCUGGUCAUGUCAUUGGUUAAGAUUAAAUGCGUUACUCCUGUUGUCCAGUGGACCAGUGUUGCUCUCUUGUCUAGAGCCUUAAUCUACAAGACAGAAAAGCGGUUUUGAUUUUUGCUGUAUAUGAUAAAGUAACGGUGACCAACACAUUUUGUUUAGACAGUACCCUGUUGCACUGAGUUUUUAAAUGGUUGGGACCAGUAGAUGUGACUAUGGGGAAGGGAACAUUCCAUAUCAGAAUGACCUGGAGAGAGGGACGGGUUGGCUCUGCUUAUGUGCAACAACGAACGCUGCAUGAAGAGUGGAUGACAAGAUUCCUUUGCCUGAAUUGAGGCUUGUCUGUUUUCAGUCUCCUUUGUUUUUUUUGUUUUCAAAAAAAAAAUUAAAGCUGUUCUGAGUGAA